This is a messenger RNA of Lycium barbarum (goji berry), 1887 nucleotides long. RefSeq names its product nicotinamide adenine dinucleotide transporter 2, mitochondrial-like. The record is from RefSeq and is a predicted model, not a curated record. Gene Ontology annotation, biological process: NAD transmembrane transport. The transcript is spliced from 9 exons. NCBI's taxonomy places the organism in Eukaryota, Viridiplantae, Streptophyta, Magnoliopsida, Solanales, Solanaceae. Bases 656 to 1747 code for a protein of 363 amino acids. Gene Ontology annotation, molecular function: NAD transmembrane transporter activity.
ACACAUAAUAGUUUAUCGUAUGGCAUCGUCAUACGAUGAUUCACUAGCUUGUUAUCUUAUGUUCCUUCGUCAUUCGAUUAUCGUAUUACAGUAUUAACACACCCCUAACGUUCCGACAUUAGAAUAAUUACCAAGAAAAUAUUUUUGACCAUUACCAAUAAGGAAUCAUCAAAGAGAGUCAGUACUGAGUUAUCUAGUCAAGUCACAUCUCCUAACUCGUCCAACACGUCCCAUUUUUCUGAAAACCCAAAAGGGUAUUUAUAUAUCAUAAAAACCCACCUGAGUUUUUAUUUUUUAGCUAAAUCUUCAAGGGUUCUUUCAUUUUGAUUCAAUUCUUGAAAAAAAAAAAAAGAGAGUUAAUUUUUCAGUUCUUGAAAAAUCUAAAUGGCUAACUUUUAGCUAAAUCUUUAAGGGUUCUUUCAUUUUCAUUCAAUUCUUGAAAAAAAGAGUUUUUUUUUUUUAACCCAUCUGGGUUUUUAGCUAAAUCUUUAAGGGUUCCUUUAUUUUCAUUCAAUUCUUGAAAAAAAAAAAAGAGAGUUAAUUUUUCAGUUUUUGCAAUUUUUUUUAUUGUUUUUUGGGUUCUUGAUUUUCCGGCAAGAAUUUUUAAAAAUGGCCGUCUCCGGUGACCGGAGGAGUGUUAGAGAUAUUAUUUGUGAUGCCGGUGCUGGUGCCUCUGCAGGUGCUAUUGCUGCUACAUUUAUGUGUCCAUUGGAUGUUAUUAAGACAAGACUGCAAAUAUAUGGUCUGCCUCAGGUUUCUCAAUCUGGUCGUCAAGGCACGCUUAUUUUUCCUUAAAAUCUUUUGGCAACAAACAGGUAGUGUCAUUGUCACAAGCUUACAGAAUAUAUUAAGAACUGAAGGUUUCAGGGGACUUUAUCGAGGCCUUUCACCAACAUUAACAGCUCUUCUUCCAAACUGGGCGGUAUACUUUACAGUUUAUGGACAUCUAAAGGAUUUGUUGCAUUCGCAUGAUGCAGUGGAUAGCUGUGGGCAGCUUACUAUUGGUGCAAACAUGAUUGCUGCUGCAGGAGCGGGGGCCGCAACAUCCAUUACGACAAAUCCAUUGUGGGUUGUUAAGACCCGGCUCCAAACACAGGGAAUGAGGGUGGGUGUAGUUCCAUAUAAAGGUAUAUUCUCUGCUUUAAUACGAAUAGCACAUGAAGAAGGGAUCCGCGGAUGGUACAGUGGCCUCUUGCCGUCUUUGGCUGGGAUAAGUCAUGUUGCUAUCCAAUUUCCAGCAUAUGAAAAGCUGAAAUCGUACUUAGCAAAAAGGGCCAAUAAGCAUACUAAUGAAUUGAACCCUGGUGAAGUAGCGAUUGCCUCUUCGACGGCGAAAGUAGUUGCCUCUGUAAUGACUUAUCCACAUGAGGUCGUGCGUUCUAAAUUACAAGAACAAGGGCAAGUAAGAAACUCCGAGAAAGCAUAUAAUGGGGUUGUUGAUUGUGUAAAAAAGAUGUUCAAACAGGAACGUCUGACCGGAUUCUACCGGGGUUGUGGAACCAAUCUUCUACGGACGACUCCCUCUGCUGUUAUUACAUUUACAAGUUAUGAAAUGAUCCACAGAAUAUUUGAGCGAGUUAUACUUCCAGAGGAGCAUUCAAAACCAAAUCCUAGAUGUGAAUCCCAUAAGGUAGCCGGAGAACAUGGAGACAAUGACGAAAAUUUACAACAACCAGAAAGCACAUCGAAUAAGAGAACUCCGUUAAUUCCAUUGAGUAAUUCUGAUAAUCUAACUGCUAGACAUUGAUUAGAGAAGUGGGGUUUUUUUUUUUUUUUUUUCCGGUCGCGGAGGCAAUUUGCAACAAGUGUUUGCUAUUGCACAAAUUUUCCUUUUGUAACUUACUAUUCUGGAUCUAAUAAAGAAGGGCACAAAUAGUUUUGCGAUAA